Messenger RNA from Plasmodium gallinaceum, 1770 nucleotides. Its product is annotated as bifunctional dihydrofolate reductase-thymidylate synthase, putative. Gene Ontology annotation, biological process: one-carbon metabolic process; tetrahydrofolate biosynthetic process; dTMP biosynthetic process. The record is from RefSeq and is a predicted model, not a curated record. The coding region runs from base 1 to 1770 and encodes 589 amino acids. Gene Ontology annotation, molecular function: dihydrofolate reductase activity; thymidylate synthase activity. Gene Ontology annotation, cellular component: mitochondrion; cytosol. The transcript has a single exon. Lineage: Eukaryota; Apicomplexa; Aconoidasida; Haemosporida; Plasmodiidae.
AUGAAUGAAAUAUCUGAUAUUUUUGAUAUACACGCUAUAUGCGCCUGCUGUAAGGUUGAAAACAAAAAUGAAAAGAAAAAAAAUGAAAUCUUCAGUAAUAACACAUUUAGAGGAAUUGGGAAUAAGGGAGUUUUGCCAUGGAAAAGUAACCCAUUAGACAUGAAAUAUUUUACUACAGUAACAACAUAUGUUAAUGAAUCAAAAUAUAAAAAAUUAAAAUAUAAAAGAGAGAAAUAUUUAGAAAAAACAAAGGAUACAAAGUGUUUAGAGAGUAUAAUACAACUAUCAAAUAACUUACAAAAUGUUGUAGUUAUGGGAAGAACUAGCUGGGAAAGUAUUCCAGAACGAUUUAGGCCGUUAGUUAAUAGAAUAAAUGUUGUAUUAUCAAGAUCAUUAAAAAAAGAAGACAUAAAAGGAGAUGCUAUUUUAAUAAAUAAUGUGGAUGAUUUACUUCUAUUACUAAGAAAAAUAAAUUAUUAUAAAUGUUUUAUUAUUGGUGGUUCAGUUGUAUACAAUGAAUUUUUAAAAAGAAAUUUAAUAAAAAAAAUAUACUUUACAAGAAUAAAUAGUACGUAUGAGUGUGAUGUUUUUUUUCCAGAAAUAAAGGAAACGGAAUUUGAAAUUAUGUCUCUAAGUGAUGUGUAUAGCAAUAAUGGUGCAACAUUAGACUUUGUAAUUUAUAAGAGAAAAAAAGAAAUAUUAAAUAAUGAAAACCCCAUUGAAAAUAAUAAAGAAGCAGAUAUAUGUUCUCAAGAUUCCCCAAAUAACUAUUUCACUGGAGAGGAUGUUUACAAAAACAUGGAUGAUGACGAUGAUUAUGUAUAUUUUAAUUUUAAUAAUACAAAGGAAAAGAAAAAUUCUGAAAUAAGUGAUGAUUUUAAAAUAUACAAUAGCUUGAAAUAUAAAUAUCAUCCGGAAUAUCAAUAUUUAAAUAUUAUAUAUGAUGUUAUUAUGAAUGGGAAUAAACAAGGUGAUAGAACUGGUGUUGGAGUAGUAAGUAAGUUUGGAUAUAUGAUGAAAUUUAAUUUAAAUCAAUAUUUUCCUUUAUUAACAACAAAAAAAUUGUUCAUAAGAGGAAUUAUUGAAGAACUGUUAUGGUUUAUAAGAGGGGAAACUAAUGGAAACACUCUGUUGAAUAAAAAUGUGAGAAUAUGGGAAGCCAACGGAACAAGGGAAUUCUUAGAUAAAAGAAAAUUAUUUGAUAGAGAAGUUAAUGAUUUGGGACCCAUUUAUGGUUUUCAAUGGAGACAUUUUGGUGCUGAAUAUACUAAUAUGCAUGACAAUUAUGAAAAUAAAGGAGUAGAUCAAUUAAAAAAUAUUAUCAAUUUAAUAAAAAAUGAGCCCACUAGUAGAAGAAUUAUUUUAUGUGCAUGGAAUGUAAAGGAUUUAGAUAAAAUGGCAUUACCACCUUGUCAUAUUUUAUGUCAAUUUUAUGUCUUUGAUAAUAAAUUGUCAUGCAUUAUGUAUCAAAGGUCAUGUGAUUUGGGAUUAGGAGUUCCUUUUAAUAUUGCAUCAUAUUCAAUUUUUACUUAUAUGAUUGCACAAGUGUGUAAUUUGCAACCUGCACAGUUCAUACAUAUUUUAGGAAAUGCACACGUAUAUAACAAUCAUAUCGAUAGUUUAAAAAAGCAACUAAACAGAAUACCAUAUCCUUUCCCAACUCUCAAGUUAAAUCCAGAUAUAAAGAAUAUAGAAGACUUUAAAGUUUCUGAUUUUACAAUAGAAAAUUAUGUACAUCAUGAUAAAAUUUCUAUGGAUAUGGCUGCAUAA